This is a messenger RNA of Saprolegnia diclina VS20, 2390 nucleotides long. RefSeq names its product serine/threonine protein kinase. Gene Ontology annotation, biological process: protein phosphorylation. Gene Ontology annotation, molecular function: protein kinase activity; ATP binding; protein binding. The record is from RefSeq and is a predicted model, not a curated record. The coding region runs from base 38 to 2113 and encodes 691 amino acids. Lineage: Eukaryota; Oomycota; Saprolegniomycetes; Saprolegniales; Saprolegniaceae. The transcript is spliced from 7 exons.
GUCCGAGCCCACAAGGACGCGUACAAGCAGCUGCAGCAUGGCGUUCCUCGCCGACCUCAAGCGCAGCAAUGGCAAGGCCAACCCGUUGCUCAGCGGCGGCGUGGGCAUGGGCAACCCGAGCCGCACGGUGGACUCGCUCAAACUCGCGGAGCGGUGGGAGGAGCGCCGCCGCCUCGGCCUCCCAAGGGAGCCCGCCACGUCGGCGAUCGAGAUCUUGCUCGAGCUCGAGGCCAAGCAGGAAGAGGAUGAGCGCCUCCGCGGCCAUGUCAUGGACGACGACGACGCGCCGCCAAUACCCGACCCACGCAAAGCGGCGUCACGCAACGAUUCUGUGCAGCAGAUGCGAAGAUCCUCCGAGGUACUAGUAGGCAAGAAGAGUCUGCCGCCGGCCAAGAACCCGACGCUUGAAGAGAUGAUGAAGUGUCGGCAAGCUACAGCCGGCAGCAGCGCGCCGCCCCGCAACGCAACGCUCGAGAAGAUGAUGAUGACGCGCAAUGCGUCCAAAGGCGGUGACGCGUCCAAGAAGCUGACGCUGAAGGAUGCAAUGCGGGAAGCGAUGACGAUGAAGCGGGCCCCACGGACUGUUGGGGCGCCAUCUCCGAUCGUUGAAGAAGCGCCGACAUCGCGCAACGCCAUGCUAGAAGCCAUGAUGAAGAAGCGAGCUGCAACGGUCAACGAGCCACCGGCACCUACACCGCCCGCACCCACGCCGCCGUCGUCUGGUGGGAGCAUGAACACUAUGCUCGAGGAAAUGAUGAAGAUGCGGGCACCACCGGUGGCGCCAGCUUCGGGAGGCGAUGGCAAGACCGCCGUGUUUGCAGACGCUGCAGCGCUGCCCCUUGGCGUCGGUGCAGAUACGUCGGAUGGGCCCUCGGUGCUGCACAAUGCUGCGACCCUCCCCGACUGCGACGACUUGACCUUGCCGCAAGCCAUUUUGAGAGCACCGGGCUUCGACAUCAACCAAAUCGAUUCCGAGGGCUACACGGCUCUUGGGCGAGCGGUGAAAGAUGGUCACGAUGCGCUUGUCGACCGUCUUCUCGAUGCUGGCGCCGAUGUUUCGAUCCAACUGCCGAACAAACAAACCGUCUUGGCUACCGCGGUCAAGUACGGGCAUCGCAACAUUGCGCAAGCUCUGUACGAACGCGUGUACCCAGGCCCUGCACAGGCAUCUCCCAGCGAAUUUCAGCUGGGCGGGCUCGUCGCUCGGCAAGACAAUGGCGUCAGCGUCUACAAGGCUAUAUACAAAGGCACGGCCGUCGUGCUCAAAGGUCCUCGUAACCCAAACCCCCGUCUCGCGACAGCGAUGCGCCACGAAAUCGACGAAAUGCAAACGUGCACAUCGCCGUACGUUCUGCCGCUGCUUGCGGUCCUCGACAAUGGUUCCCGCGACCCACUGUUUACGUCGGACGACGGCACGGCGUUGUUGUUCAGUCCAAUUUUGGUCAUGGACUUUAUGGACGGUGGCGACCUCUUGGAUGCACUCCAGAUGACUCGUCCCGGCGACAACAUCCCGCUUGGCGUCUCGACCAUCGAUGCUCCUUCCCACGUCUCGGCCAUCGAUGUUGCUCUCGUGCUCGCCUACGCGCUGGCGGAUUUGCACGGCCUCGGCAAGAUGCAUCGGGACAUCAAGAGCCUCAACAUCUUUUUAUCGUCGACGCACUACAUUCGCCUCGCUGACCUCGGGUCGGCGAAGACGUUGGGCGCCGGCUUGAUGACGUCCAACACAGGCAGCCACUUGUGGAUGGCACCCGAGGUCGUGCGCAUCGGCCUUGGCGGCAACGGACCUGGGUACGGUCCACCCGCGGACAUUUACUCGUUUGGCGUCGUCCUUGCCGAGCUCGACACGCGCGAGGCGCCAUACGCCGACGUCAGCGAGCAACGACUCAUUCCGGAACGAGUGCGCACUGGCAGUCUUCGGCCGAAAUUCAGCGCCACGUGCGCGCCGUGGCUCAAGGCGCUUGCCAAUGAGUGCUUAGAGCAGGACCCAACCGAGCGCCCGACAGCCGAAGAUGUAAUCGCAACACUCCUCGCCCACCGCCACGAGGGUGCGAGUGUGCAGCCGUCCACGCAGCGUGCGACGACUGAGGAAGCGGACGGGACCAAGGCUGCGUAGCGCAUUCGGCACAGCGCGACGACAAGCAGCCACGGCCUGGCGAGCGAGUGAAGAAGAAGGAGAUUGCUCGUCUCUACGAUUGCGAAGUCGCGGAACAACGAAAAUAACGCGGACAUUGGCAGGCCAGACUUACGAUUCCAAAUUUGGACCCUUGCCGACCCAAGCCGGGACAAUGUUAAGACCACCCGACCGCACAAAGUUCUUAUAGGGCGUUGAAGUGUUGAUAGAUUGAUAUGCGAGUUAUCGCGUUGACCCAAAGUCGACUCCGUAUUGGUCG